CGAGAAUCCGACAAAGACCCGACCAUGAACCGAGUGUUUUCCGGAAAGUCUUUCUAACCGGUUUCAAAAUGGCGGAAGCCAGAGAGGAAAAGUCUGACAAAGAAUCGUGGAUUCCAGCCACACGGCGGCCUGAUGGUACAUGGAGAAAAGCUCGCAGAGUUAAAGAAGGAUAUGUUCCCCAAGAUGAAGUAGAAAAAUACGAAAGUAAAGGUAAAAAAUGGGUAAAUUCAGGACCCCAACUGCCUCCAGGUCUUCAUGUGGAUGAACAGAAAAGUUCAAAAAACCAUAAAAAACAUGAUCGUAAGAAAAAGAAAAAAGACAAUGAACAAAAUCAAGGCUCUUUAGAUCGAGUUAAUAAGGCAGUUGAAGAAAUAAGUUUAAACACAAGUGAAAGCAGAGCAAGUAACUUGUACACAAGUGAUCCUAACGAGGUAAAACAGAAAAAACUAAAAAAUCUCAAAAAGAAAUUGCGACAAAUAGAAGAGUUACAAAGUAAAAUAGAUUCUGGGGAAGUAACGAAACCAGAAGCGAAUCAACUUGAAAAACUGGCGAAACGAACUGAAUUUGAAGAAGAAAUCAGAGCCCUUGAAAAAGAUCUUGGCCUUUGAAGCUACUGCAAAAACCUACAUGUCCAUCUUGGUGCUUUGACUGGAAAGGAAGCUUAACAAGACUGGUCUAAAGCAAUUGCCUGUGGAAUUAAUGUAAAAGUCACAAUACCCUUUAGAAGUACAAAUGAAGCAACAGAUGAAACUGGUCUGAUUUCGUAUGUCGUAGUUUUUGCUCCUUAGGUUUUUGGUUGGUCAAAAAUAUUUAAAUUAUAGUAUAAACAAAGAUACAAGAUGGUCAAGAAAGCAAAUAACAGACAGAUGUUAAUUGAACAGGUGUGCGUAUUAAUGUCUUCAGAAAGGGAUAUUCUGUUUGUGCAAGGAAAUUUAAAAAGCCACCUGUAUGUGAAUUGCUGAAAGUACCAAGAAUUGUCAACCAUGGAAGUAAAUAAAAGCACAAAAACAAACAAGAACUAGAACUCAAGUUGGAUUUAGCAGUGAAUAGUAACAGGUGAGUAUGAAAACAUGUAUUAGGUUAAUUCCUAUAGAGCUGUCCUGCAUGCAUGUGGUCCUGUGCAAGCUACUCAGAACUGACUGGUAACGUAGAGUAAGUUGUAUAGGUUUUAAUUUUUCUGAUGGCUUCUCAUCACGUAUGGUAUUGUAUAAAGGCUGGAUAAAGUUAACUACUUUUUAAAGUUUAUCACUCUUUUCCAUUGAAUAGAAAUGUUGAAGCUAAGAUUCUCACUGCAUUCUCACAAUACACUUGAGGGUCUAGCAUGAUUGGAACUCUCUCAAGAUUAACUCUUGUACCAGUGAACUAUUGGUUCCUAGGUUACUAUGGUAACCAGAAUUUGUCCCUUAUAAGAUAUAAAAUGAUGAAUAUUAUAAAUGUUGGUUCUUGAAGAGUAUAUGUAAUUUGCUUGAUUUCCUGGCUCAUUUCUGAGCUGAAUAAUGAGUUAUACAUUCAUGAUUCUUAUACAGCUGAGUACAUCCACCUGAAGUAAUGCAUGAAUCAAUAAGUUAAAAUAGCUGUCUUAAUAAAACACCCUAAGACUUUUAUAAUCAUAAUUAAAAUUUAAUCAUAUUUCAUCUGAUAUUUGGUCCUGCUUUUUAACAUUGUUGCAGGAUAUAUUUUAUAAAUAAAUAAUUUAUUUAUGAUUGUG
This is a messenger RNA of Exaiptasia diaphana, 1708 nucleotides long. RefSeq names its product partner of Y14 and mago. The transcript has a single exon. NCBI's taxonomy places the organism in Eukaryota, Metazoa, Cnidaria, Anthozoa, Actiniaria, Aiptasiidae. The record is from RefSeq and is a predicted model, not a curated record. Gene Ontology annotation, molecular function: RNA binding. Gene Ontology annotation, biological process: exon-exon junction complex disassembly. Gene Ontology annotation, cellular component: exon-exon junction complex; cytoplasm. The coding region runs from base 69 to 608 and encodes 179 amino acids.